Messenger RNA from Acanthosepion pharaonis, 591 nucleotides. The record is from the annotation of a GenBank genome assembly. Lineage: Eukaryota; Metazoa; Mollusca; Cephalopoda; Sepiida; Sepiidae.
AUGGUAAUGAAAAUUGCCACAGAAGAAGGUACCAAAUAUAGUCAGUCCCUGUCCAGAUCUUAUAUCUACAUAUACAUACGUAUUUUUAUUACUUCAAACGUUAUUUCCCUCGAGGGUUGCGAGUUCGUCUCCCUGUCUUUAUCUAUCUAUCUAUCUAUCUAUCUAUCUAUCUAUCUAUCUAUCUAUCUAUCUAUCUCACAUCAAUUCCAUUCAUAUCUAUUUAUUCCAUUCCUAUCUAUCUAUCUAUCUAUCUAUCUAUCUAAUUCUGUUAUGUCGUGGUCUACGUUGCGUAUUCUUUGCUUAUCUAUCUAUCUAUCUAUCUAUCUAUCUAUCUAUCUAUCUAUCUAUCUAUCUAUCCCAUAUCAAUUCCAUUCAUAUCUAUUUAUUCCAUUCAUAUCUAUUUAUUCCAUUCAUAUCUAUCUAUCUGUCCCAUAUCAAUUCCAUUCAUAUCUAUUUAUUCUAUUCCUAUCUUUCUUUCCUUCUAUAAAUCUAUCUAUCUAUCUAUCUAUCUAUCUAUCUAUCUAUCUAUCUAUCUAUGUGACACAACAGGAGUUGUAUUCCAAUGGAUUCAAAAUUUUGAAGGGGAUAUGA